Molecule: messenger RNA, 1732 nt
Organism: Stomoxys calcitrans (stable fly)
Lineage: Eukaryota; Metazoa; Arthropoda; Insecta; Diptera; Muscidae
Product: cytochrome P450 6d1
Exons: 5
Coding region: 85-1638 (517 amino acids)
Molecular function (GO): iron ion binding; oxidoreductase activity, acting on paired donors, with incorporation or reduction of molecular oxygen; heme binding
Source: RefSeq, a predicted model, not a curated record
GUUUUGUCAGUUUUAUUAUCGACCCCUACGAGAUAAGACGUCUGCCCAUUUGACUGCGGAUAGGCAUUCAAUGCAUUUUGAAAAAUGAUUACCAUACUAAUACUGCUGCUCGGAAUAACCUCCUUCUACUUACUAAUUAAACGCCACUAUUCCAAAUGGCAGCGCCUGGGCUUCCCCACCGAUGAACCUUUAAUACCCUUUGGAUCUUUAGUGCAAAUAUUUCGCAAGGAGAAACACUUUGGCCUUAUUAUGGCUGAGUUAUAUGAGAAAUUUCAAGAAAAGGUGGUGGGUUGUUAUUUAUUCACCAAACCGGCACUAUUGGUGAGAGAUGCUGAGUUGGCUCGUAAAGUGUUGACAACAGAUUUUGCCAGCUUCCAUGAUCGAGGGGUUCACGUGGAUGAGAAAUAUGAUCCCUUAACAGCAAAUCUAUUCAAUUUGGAAGGUCAAAAGUGGCAUACACUGAGAAAUAAAUUAUCGCCUUCCUUUUCAUCGGGGAAAUUGAAGGCCAUGUUUGAGACCAUUGAUGAGGUGGGCAAUAAGUUGAUCAACUAUAUUGCCAAAGAGGUUGAAGAUGGCAAAAUUCACAAUUUGGAGAUAAAAUCAUUGAUGACCACCUAUGCUGUAGACAUCAUAGGUUCUGUUAUUUUUGGUCUUGACAUAGACAGCUUUACCAAGCCCAACAAUGAAUUUCGCAUUUUAAGUAUUAAUCUGCACGGUAAUCAAAAAUCUGUUCUGUUGCUGCGCUUUCGAAGAUUGAUGGCCUUUAUUUAUCCACCUCUGGCCGGCCUAUUGGCUCGUUUGGGCAUUAAAGAUUCUGUUACAUAUGGACUGCGAGAUAUUAUUGCUCGCACUAUUGAAUUUCGUGAAAGGCAUGGAAUUAUGCGCAAGGAUUUGCUACAACUUCUUAUACAACUGAGAAAUACUGGAAAAAUAUCCGAUGACAAUGAUCCCAAUUGGCAUCGCAUAGAAUCGACAGCUGAGAAUUUGAAAGCCAUGUCCAUUGAUAUGAUUGCGGCAAAUGCAUUUUUAUUCUACAUUGCUGGGUCAGAGACAACUGCGUCCACCACAUCAUUGACCCUUUACGAAAUGGCCAUGUAUCCGGAAGUAUUGGCCAAAGCUCAGAAAGAAGUAGAUGAUAUACUGAAGAAGCAUGGCCUGAAAGCGGAUGGUUGUUUGACAUAUGAGGCCAUACAGGAUAUGAAAUAUUUGCAAAUGUGUGUAAAGGAAACUACUCGCAAAUAUCCUGGUUUACCAUUUCUUAAUUGUCAAUGCACCAAGGAUUAUCCAGUACCAGAUACCAAAUUAGUCAUACCCAAGGGCACCGGAAUUAUAAUACCUUUGCUGGGCAUUCAUAGAGAUCCUCAGCAUUUCCCCAAUCCACAGGUUUAUAAACCAGAACGUUUCGCCGAAGAAACUUUAGAAUAUAACCCCGUUGCCUAUAUGCCUUUUGGUGAGGGGCCUAGACAUUGCAUUGCUCAACGCAUGGGUGUUUUGAACACACAAACAGCUUUGGCUAAAAUUCUGGCCAACUUCAAAAUAGAACCAAUGCCACAUAAGGAAAUCGAAUUUAAAUUUCACACAGUACCAACAUUAGUGCCAAAAGAUGAUUUACGAGUGAAUCUAUCAAAGCGUUGGUGAUGACUUGCCAUAGCAAGCAGCCAGUCUAAUGUCUUUAAAAAAUCUAUAAAAAAAUACAAUUAUAGAAGCAAUAAAAAUUUAUAUUAGAAAUCAA